AUCUGCAGGCAGUCGUUUUCUAAGGUGGUUCUUCAAACACAAACAACCCCUCGCGCAGACAGACGGAGAGAUAUUGACCCUCAGUAUGCGCGCGGCCCGCAGCUCACUCUUGGGGCAUGGAGAAACACUCAGAGGAUGAUUACAGUUAUGCACGAGCGGAGAGUGGACAGUCUGACUAUAGAUACAUGUCAUCAGAGAGCAGUGAGGACCCGUUCCGUGUGUGUGUCCACGUGCUGUGUGAGGCGGGGGAGGCGGGGCUUCUGCAGGCGGCGGCUGAUGAGCUGUUGUGUGUGGUCCAGCCGGAGCUCCGCCUCCUGCGCGUGUCAGAGCGAGGACCGUACAAGCCACGCCCCCACCACACCCAGACUCCGCCCCCUCAGCCUGCCCUCGCCCUCAUCCUCUUCCUGCGCGAAGACCACGCCCCCAGCCUGCAGCGUCUCCAUAGCAACCUGCGCCAGCCGCCAUGGCGAUACCACCACACCGAGCGCGUGGGUGGGCGGGGCGUCUCCGUGGCGACGCCCGCCUGUCAGGACUUCUACACGCUGGCGCCGGGCACGCCACUCUGGGCCGUCCGACAGGUGCAUUAUGGGAAGGAGGUGGUGCGCUUCACCGUGUACUGCCGUUUCCAUAGCUACGCUGACAUGGUGCGGCUGUACCAGCUGUUGCUAGGGCAACGGCGCGUGGUGCAGCGCAAGGAGGACUUCUGCUUCUGCGUGGUCUUCUCCUCCGCCCACACCGAGGUGCAGCUGUCACUCAAGAGGCUGUCGCCGGGGCAACUGCCCGUCGCCACGGAGAGCGCCCUGCUGGAGUUCAGAGUUCCGCACGUGGGCGUGCUCAUCCCGCUCCUGCCCCGCCCCUGCACGCCAAUCAGCUCCUUACGCUGGCAGACACACGACUAUGACAACAACAAGAUCCUGCUGCAGGUGCAGCCGUUGAGAGUCAGACGUCGUCACACUGUUGCUCAGGUCAUGCCCCACCCUGGAGGCCCCUCCCCCUGCCCCUCCCCUCCUCCAUCAGCCCCGCCCCCUCGCCCUCCCUACGGCCGUGGACCCGCCUCCUACCGUAACCGUAGAUACCACCGGAACUCCUCCUCUCGCUCCCGCACACAGACCCUUCCCCUGGCCAAGCCACGCCCCCAAUCCCAGAAUCCUCUGUGGGAGCUGGAGGUGUUCCGUGAGCAGUGGGCGGGGCGUCGCUCGCGGUCCUUCUGUGCCCCGCCCUCUGUGGGUGUGGCUGCCCCGCCCCCCUUCCGGCUCAACGUGGCCGCCCUGGUGGGCGCCGUGGAGACAGACGUGGAUACGGGGCGGCGCCUGAGUGGCAGCAGCCUCGACCUAUCAGUGGUGUCCGCCUACUCACAGACCAACCAAUCGCCUCACACACCUGCACAGAGCCCCUCCCCCAGCAGGCAGUCUGCCCCGCCCAGAUCAAGCUGCAUCUCCAUGACGACCACAGACUGUCCUCCCCAUAAGCCCCUCCCACAUGAUGGCGGUCUGAGCUGGAGCAGGAGCGAGCCCAGCACACACACUCUCAGAAACACACACUCCCACACACACACACAGGGCAGUGCA
Clupea harengus (Atlantic herring) is the source of this 1568-nucleotide messenger RNA. Its product is annotated as protein FAM124A. The record is from RefSeq and is a predicted model, not a curated record. Lineage: Eukaryota; Metazoa; Chordata; Actinopteri; Clupeiformes; Clupeidae.